Molecule: messenger RNA, 2255 nt
Organism: Daldinia caldariorum
Lineage: Eukaryota; Fungi; Ascomycota; Sordariomycetes; Xylariales; Hypoxylaceae
Product: HET-domain-containing protein
Exons: 1
Coding region: 244-2175 (643 amino acids)
Source: RefSeq, a predicted model, not a curated record
GUUCACAAUGCUUAAACUUAAAGUGCGACAUAAAUGAUACAAGCAGCUAUGCUCCUCGCAAGUGAUUGGAAGUAAGUAAAGGGGGGUUGGGCAUACAUAGAGGGUUUCAUUUCAGGCAACGAAAGAGGUCACACAAAGCCUUGUUGAAGCAUAGAGACAGUAUAUCUUUGCAUUCUUCCAUGUAGUUGAUCCUUUCGCUCCUCUGAAAAGAGUCUAUAGAACGACAAUGUCUAACUCACUGUCAUGGCUGUUUACGCCGAAUAUCCCCUUCCUGAAGAGGGCUUCAUCCGAACAGUUACCAUCCAUCCUGGCGACUGGCGUAGCGAACUCGAAAUUAGCUUGAAUAUUGCCGAGUUUCUUGAUGUCGACCCUCCCGCAUAUGAGGCCCUCUCUUAUGUAUGGGGAUCAGAAUACGACCCGGAUACUGUUCGUAUCAUCACGAACACGAGCAAGACCUUCAUCCUCCCUGUAACGCAGAACUUAGCUACUGCCCUGCGUUUACUACGCCGACCUGACGGCCCCAGGGUUAUAUGGACCGAUGCAAUAUGCAUUAAUCAGGCAAACAAUAUUGAGAAGGGCCAACAAGUCAUGAGAAUGGGAGACAUUUUUCGAACAGCGAGCCGGGUUGUGGGCUUUCUAGGCGAGGAAAGCGAUGACAGUGCCCGUGCAAUGAAUAUCAUGUCUUAUAUUGGCUCCCAAGUCGACGUCAAUUGGGAGCCUGUGAAUAUGUGGCCGUCAAAGCAUUGCGCAGACCCUACGGUUGCUGACAGGCACUGUAAACUUCCAGUGGGAGCAAGAGACAUGUGUGCAAUAUACCACAUCAUCCACCGCGGCUGGUUUGAACGACUUUGGAUCCGACAAGAGAUAUUACUUGCCAAUGAUUCCGCCAUUCUGCAAUGCGGCAAAGUAGAGACGAGCUGGAGAGAAUUCCGGAGCGCACUACUAUGCCUGUUUGUCAAACCGGCUAUAGGGUUUGAGCAUUCCUACUCAUUCCGAAGGCGUUUAGAAUUCAUUUCCGGACUGAUAUUUCCGAGAAGAAACAUAUCGCUAAUAGCACUGCGUGUUCACUUUGACGGAGCAAUAUGCCGCGACCCCAGGGACAAGAUUUUCGCUAUCAGAUCGUUGUUAGCGCCAAGCGAAAGGGCUUGUUGCCUAGUCCCGGAUUAUAGUAAACCGUGGGAGGAAGUGUAUAAAGACGUCGCGUUAAGAUGGUUACGGAAGUUUAGGUUUUUGGCGUUACUCCGCGAGUGUCACUUCGAUCCAGAUGCUUCACAUCCAAGCUGGGUUCCUAACUGGUCCAAGUUAGCACCAGCUCGCCCACUAUGCCAACAGCCGUUCCUAGCAUCCUCUAGAUUGGCUACACCCAUAGAAUCUCCCGUGGAUGGGAUACUUCGCGUGUCAGGCGUUACGUGUGCGGAAGUCCAGGAAAUUUAUCACGUCCCAGAUCUUUCCAACGCCACCAUGGAAGAGUUGUUUAAUAUCCAUCGUCAGACUUUAUUCGGCCACGGUGUUGGCCAGAUAGAUGGCAAUCUGUUGUCUGAUGAUCUCCUGGAAGCAUACGCGAAGACCCUGGUUUGGGGGUGCAUUGACAACGAAAUGAGCGACAUCCCAUUUAUCAGACUUCCAAGCUUAGGGGAGGCCAAGAAAGUCAUUGCCGAAUUGUACUCUGAAUCACGCUAUGCUCCUGAACUUUUCCAACCAGGGAGUCCUGGCUAUGAGUUCCUCCAAAGAUCCCGAGUCGUAGGGGGCAAGAAAUUUGCCCGAUGCAGUAACGGAUAUUUUGGAAUGGCUCCCCCACAUACCCAAGUCGGUGAUCAUUUUUGCGUCCUAAUCGGCUUCAAUGGAAUCGCGGCUCUUCGACCCAUGCCAAAUGAUCAGUUUGUUCUUCUAGGCGAAGCAUACAUUGACCAACUGCGCAUCGGGGAAGGCUUAUUAGGACCCCUUCCUGAAAAUGUUCAAAUUUUCCUUACGACUCAUGCCAAUAAGGCUAUCUUCGGCUUUCGGGAUAAAGAAUCGGCAGAUAUUACCUUUGAGGACCCCAGAUUGAGGAAUCUUCGAAUAGAUCUCUCCGAUUAUAGGGAGCAAUUGAAGGAGGACGGCAGUGCUAUUCUAUUUGUGGAUCCGCAAGUUUUCGCCAGUAUUGGUGUGAAUGUUCAGUCGUUUGAUAUGAUAUGAGUGAAGUCAAUACUAGUAUGGAAUGGAAUAAGACUAACAAGGAGAUUGCGGUAUUCGUGGCAGACGAAUGGCAGAAGUAG